AUGCAAGUUGUCCAAGGUCUUCCGCAGCGCAGAGAGGGCGCGGAAGGACGAGGCGGACGGAAGAAGAGCCUCGCGGGAGCGGCGGGCGGCUCGGAUGAGGCGACAACUGUCCAGCUGCCGCCGACCAAGCGCGGCGUCAAGAAGGCCGGCGGCCUCUCGUCGCUGUUGCUUCUGCACCAGCACGAAGCGUUCGCCGAGAUGAACGGCGACCCGGGAGCCCAGGAGACUGUCGCCAGGUUUGCAGAGACGGAGGAAAACCGAGACGGUGAGCGCGCCGCAAACACAGCGCACGGGGCGAAGCCUGGCGCUCUAUCAGACAACGACGCGGAACGAGCCCAAACAGGAGGCGCAGGCCCCUCUGCCGAGCGCGCAGCUGAAGAAGACGACGACAAGCUGCAGGUUUUGCCGACUCCACGCGUUGCAGAAGAGGAAGCAGCAGGCGAGCGCGGGAACCCAGCCUCCCUCGAAGAUGCUGCAGCGCCGGGUGCGUUCCCCGACUUGAGCGACGAGCGAGGUGAGAGCGCGGAGGCAGAGACAGGCAAUUCUCAGAAGCGGAGGAAGACCGCGAACGGUGUGUGUCGGGCGUCGCCACCCGCGGCACAGCAGGAGGCGCCUGCCGAACGUCAGGACACUCUCUCCUGCGACGCAGAGACACAGCAUGCGCCGCCCGCCCCCCCCAGUCCGACGGCGUCUGUCGCUCUCUCGCCUUCGCCGAUGCUUCCCUCGCAACCUGCGGCGUCCCCGCCGCCGCUGUCGCCUCUGCAGAUCGCGUCACCGUCGCAUACAGGCCCAAGCGCCUCUGCGUCGUCUCCGGACUCGCAAGUCUCGCCCUCGCAAGCGCCGCGUGAGGCGUCUGCGCAGGGCGACGCGCGCCGAGGCGCCUCGCCCGGGCCCGAGGUGGACGCAGAGGCGCCCUUCUUCGGCGAGUCCUUCUCGCAGUCCUGGUCCAAGACGCGGCUGGUGUUCGCGCUGCCGCGGCGCCCGCCCGUGCGGCCUUCUCCGCCGCCGUCGGUCGCGUGCCUGAUGAGCGAGACGCAGGCGAGCGCGCUGCUCGCCUCGCCGGCGUUCUGGGCGGACUUUCAGCAGCAUGUUGCGAGGCUCUGCGCGCCCGACAACCCCGCCGACGGGCCUCCGCGGGCUCGCGGGCACAGCGAGCUCGAGACCGCGGCAGACCCUCACGGAGUCGCAAGGCCCGAGAAGAAAGGCGAGGGAGCAGACGAAGGCGACGAACGCACCAACGUUCGACGCCACAGUGGAAACAGCCGCGAAGGCGACGCGGCGACAGCGCCUGGCACAGUCGACAAGGACGGCGAGAAGGUCAACGGAGACGUCGCCGCCAGACGGCCGCUUCUGGAGGCUGCGAAGGGGCCGACUGGGGAGGAAGGGCGAGAGAACGGGGGGACGGGGGUCCAGGGGGACGAGCCGCAGGCGCGAGGCCUCUCUCCGCGGUCCUUCUCCGUCUCGUCCGUGUCCGCCUCGCCGCUGUCUUCGCGGUGCGUUUUCUCGCCGUUGCCCGCGGCCUCCUCCCUGGACAUUGCCUCCAGCGCGGAGACCGAGAAGCCGUUCAGCCACACGCAGGCGAGGGAGAGUCAGCUGGCGGACGCACACAUCGAGUCGCUGCCCCCUCGCAUGCGUUCUGAGAAACCCGUCCGAGCCGCGGACGAGUCGGCCUGCGCGUUCCGCGGGCGCGCCUUGCACGAGCUCGCCGUAGGCGCUCUGAAGGCCGUCUGCAGCGCCUUCGCGCAGGGCACCGGAGGCCUCGUUCGCGAGAGUCUCGCUGCGGAGUUGGCGCCUCUUGCCCGUGCCUCGAGCGCCUCAGGCGCCGCGUCUUCUCCGAAGACGGCGUCGGCGUCCUGCGGCACUUCGCAGCGCCGGCGGGAGGCGGAGUUGCGCGACGCCGCGGAAGCCGCUCAGGCCCAGCGUCAGAGCCUCGCCAGCCACCUGCGCCUGCUCGCGCUCGAGUUCCGCGCCCAGGAGCGCGACGCAGCCGAGUCGAGACGCCGUCCCCUGGAUGCGGAGGCGGGCGAGGACGCGCCGCGCGCACACACAGAGAACCAACAGACUCGGGAGAAUCCGAGCGGCGAAGCGGAGGGCGGAAGCAGCGAGGAGACAGAAGGAGACACCCAGACGUCGCCAAGGGCGGGCGGUGGGCCGCUCCCUCCAGCCGGACUCCGAAGCCGCUGCAGCCUCGGCGAGGCGGCUUCAGAGCGGCCGCCGUCGGAGGCCGUCGGCGGCCGCUCUCUGCCAGAAGGGAGCGCGCCGCCGUCCGUGAGCGACAGGCGAGGUGACCACGACGGGGUGAGGCGCGUCGCGCGCGUCGAGUCCUUCAGUCGGCCGCUGCAGUCGUCGUUUGUGUCGCAGGUGGCGUCUGUGUCUCCUCCGGCGGCUCCGCAGGGGUCGUCCGCGCCGACUCUCUCCCCUGGCGACGCGGACGUGCCGGGGCCCGCGGCGUCUCUGCGUAGCGCGAGCAGCGAGGCUCGCAGCAGCCCGUGGAGAGCGCGCGAUGACGCAGAGACUUGUGAGGCGCCCGCGAGCGGAGGCCCGCGGCCGCGCCGGGCGCCGACCUCGAAUCUGUGGUGUCGGUCCUACGUCGGUCGCCGCGCCGGGCUGUACGAAGUGUCGCUCGCCGCGGAGGGCGAGACAGCCUACCGCGGCUUUCCGCUGUGGAAGGUGCUAGCAUGCGAACUGGGAAAGAUCUCCUUCGCCGCGUCCCCGCGCGGCGGCGGGUCUGGGUCGCCCCGCGCGUGCGACGGCCGCGAGGCCCUCCGGGGUUCCACUGCUCUCGUGCAAAACACAGUGAAGCUGCUGGAGAUCGCCGUCGCCCGCUCCGACGCGUUUCGCCUCUACGCCACUGCGUCGUCGGGCGCGCCAGCCUGCAAUUCGCAGAGCUCUGGCGCGCGACAGCGCGAGAGGGACGCGGCUUCGCGCUCGGGGGGGCGACCCCGAGACGGGCGAGGCGGCGCAGUCUCCGCCAGGAAGAAGCGGAAAGGGCAACGCGACCCGCGCCAAGAGGCCGCCGCGCACUCAGCCGGGCUCGACGAAGACGCCGAGACGGAGGCCGAUGAGGAGGCGACCGGUUGGAGUGCCUCGGCGUCGGCCGAGUCAGAGGGGGAAUGCGAAAGCCGCAGCAACGACGGAAAUGCCCCUCCGCGGAGCGCCACGUUUUUUCUUCCGUCUCCUCCUUUUCUUCGCGCGUCCCUUUUUGCGCUCCUGCAACCUUUUCUCUCGCCUCUCGCUGCGCACGAGACCCCGUCCUCUCUCGCGGACUUCUUCGCAGCGCUCCGCGCGUGGCUCCGCGCGACUGCGGCUGCGCCGGCCUUCGCGGGCGACGCGGGCCUUGCUGCGAAGCGCGAGCUCGUGGAGACGCCAGAGGGUCUGAAGCUCAGCGACGCGCAGAUGGCGACGGCGGUCGACGUGAACGGCGUGGAGGACGUGACGAAGCGGGAGGACGGCGGGGAGGCGGAAAAGACGCUGGAACUCUGGAUGUCUCGCCGCGAGGCGGAGCGAACGGCAUGCCAGCUGGAACGCGCACGUGUGCAGCUGCUCGAGGACGUGCGCUCCUGCGCCGCCAUCUUGGCUCGCGUGCAGGAAGGCGUCCUCGAUGUGAAUGCGCUUUGCCAAGGCGUCGAGGAGAGAGCAGACGACCUCGAGGGCAGCGCGGACGGGCGUCAAGAAGCGGAGACAGAGAGCUCGAGUCGGCCUGCACACAGGCGAGCCGAAGUGGAGUCGACAGGCCGCGCAAACGGCGCGGCGCUGCGCCGCGAGCCGCGCCACAGAGCCAAGAGGUGGGGCUGCGCCGAAACCCGACUUGAGACGCAAUCCGAAGACGAGGAUCCCAGGGCGGGGCGAGCGGCAGGCGCCGAAUUGGCGGCUAAGAAGCUCCGCUCGCGCGCAACGGCAGCCGUGGCGAGCGGCAGGGGAAAGGGCGCAGAGCGAGGCGGCGGCCGCCUUCCCAGACCCGAGUCGCUGCCACGCCCACGGCAGAAUCCGCCUGUGACCAAGGAGCAGGCCUCGCCGAUAGCGGAGGCGAAUGUCUCGCAGGACGAAGCGUUGACGCUCGAAGCUGGGGAGCCGGCGCCCGCAGGGGCCGAUGCAUCCUCGCCCCACAGUUUCUCGCAGCAUGCCAGCGCAAACAUCAAUCACGCUUUUCUGCUUGUGGCACGGGACUUGCUUCUGACUGAAGCUCUGCUGCGGCUCUCGGUGUUCGCGCAGAGCCCCGCAGACUGUCCCCCAGAAGGCGAGUUGGUGUUAAAGCAGAUUGAACGGACUGUGGAGGCGGGCGACGGAGACGAUGCGCUUCUCUCUGUUCUGCAGUUCUGCCGAGACCUCGAAGAGCACCGCCUCGCGACGGAGUUCCUCCAGCAGAAGCGCGCCUCGCCGAGGCCCUCGCAGAGCUCCGCAGACGGUCAGGCAGCCAAGGCCGAGGGCGCGCGCGGGAGGGAGAAGGACGACAAGCUGGCGGGCAUGAAGGACUGCGCGUCACAGCACGACGACGAAGAAGAGCAAGACGGCAGCGGCCUCGAAGAGGGCGAGACAGAGAGAGCGGCGCACGAGGCAACAAGCCACGAUGCGCAGGCGGAGGAGGGCCGCCUCGUUCUGGGUGGUGUCGCGGGCGCCGCGGGUGACCGCCAAGGCGAGAGCGACGAGCAGAGCAUGCAUCAGGGGGGGGCGCGUGGUUCGGGCGCGAACGCCGGCAGGCUGGAAACGCAUGCAGCCAAGCACGAAGAGGACUCGAUGGAGUCAGGCCGAUCCCGCCGGCGCAGGGCGUCACUGUCGGUGCUGCUGGAUGACUCCCAAGCUCCCUCCUUCGCGCCGGAGAGCGUCUGGAGCUCGGGCUGUCGCGAGCCCGCACCGCGGGCCUCGCUCUCCCUCCGGUGCUCUCUCGAGCUUGACCGCUGGCGGCCCCAGGAGCCUGCGCAAGUCGCGCGGGAGCGUGGCAACGAGGGCAGCGCUGAGGCGCUCCGCGGCCUCUCCGAGGACGCGGCGGGAGGCCGGAGGCGAGGCGGGCGAGUGGGCGCGUCCAGCGACGCAGGGCGUUGCAACGGCGAUGACUCUCGGUCGGCUUUGGCGCUGUCGUUCUGCCGCCGCGACCGGCGCCCGCAGCGAGGCGACGCGCCCGGCCUGCGGCCCGUCGCGCUCCAACCCGUCUGGCUGGCGAGGUACUCUGCGCUGUUUCAGCGCCUCUUCUUUCAAGCGGCUCGCCACCUUGCGGGCUUCGUCGCCCUCGUCAACCAGGGCGGGCUGCCGGAGACGUAUCUGGCGAGCUGGUACGGGCACUGGGUUGGUCUUCGCAGCUACCACGAGAUGUUUGCGCAGCUCGCUCACGAGCGGCGCGCGCUGGAUGCGGCGCUCCAGCAGUUCGCGCAGGCACUUCCCGCCCAAGACGAAGCGGAGAUGACUGAAGAAGACGACGUGGGCGGCGUCACGCGCGAGGGCGCCAAGUCUCCGCAGGCGCUCGACUGCGAGGGCGCAACUGGCCGCCGGAGGACUCGAAGCCAAAUGCGCGACGAGGCGGCACGGAGCGAAGCUGCAAGGGGGAAAGAGAAAACCGGGCGGAAGGGGAGAGACGCCAGAAGCAAGGCCUCCGCGCGAGGCCGGAGCGACGAAGGCGCAGGCGACAAGCGGCGACGAAAUCGCAGAGGGACGCGGCUAAGCCCUGUGCGCCAGCAGGAGCGCCAAACGAGGCGGAAACGCGGCGAACCGGGGGCUCUGAAGCGAGAAGACGACGUGGAAGACGUGCCGACGCAGCCGCUGCGGCCGGUGAAGUGCUCGGUGUCGCCGUGGCUGGGCGGCAGGUGUUACCAGCAUCGCAGCGUCUCGCCUUCGCUGGGCUUGCGCCCGCCUUCUCCGUUCUGCGCCAGGUGUGUGAGCUGCGUGAGCGAAGGGAGUCUGCGCGAGGCCUCCGGCUUGGCUAGGGGGCGUCGCAGCGAGAGGGAGAUGUCGCACGCGCUUCGUGGCGCGGGGGGACCGGAGGGCGACGUGAAGAACGCGCGCUGGGUGCUGCUGGUGCCCAGCGAGGCGGACGGCCGGCGGCCCGCUGCUGCCGAGUCGCCCGCCUCGCUCGCGCCGCAGCUUCUGCGGAGCUCCGAGGGCGGUAUGGUCGCGGUGUGCAGCCACGGCGCGUUCCCUGGCGGGGAGGAGGCGAGUGCGCGUCUCGUGGAGCGCGACGACAAGGGCCGAGGUCGGCAUGUGGCGGAGUGCAAGUACGAGGUCGCCGCGGCGCCGUUCUUCGACGCUCCGCCGCUCCACGAUAUCCACGCGGCGCGAUGCGUCCACGCCGCCGCCCUCCACUCGAUCCCGAGGGAAAUGGCCAUCUACUCGAAAGACGAAAGACUCGACCCUGCGGCCGCAGGAUUUUUCAUCAAGAAAGAGAGAAGGUGUCGCUGGUCGGCGGAGGAGACCGAGGUUUUCGUGCAUGCAGUGAGUGAGCACGGCAUCGGGAACUGGAAGCAGAUCUCGCGGUUUUAUGGACACCGUCUCGGCGGCCGUACGAAUAUGCAAUUGAAAGACAAAUGGCUGAACCUUGUGAAGCACAACCACGUGCUCGAGGACCCCGAGACCGGCACGUGGGUGCUGAGGAGACUCACGUGA
Messenger RNA from Besnoitia besnoiti, 6591 nucleotides. RefSeq lists its product as uncharacterized. The transcript has 3 exons. The coding region runs from base 1 to 6591 and encodes 2196 amino acids. The record is from RefSeq and is a predicted model, not a curated record. NCBI's taxonomy places the organism in Eukaryota, Apicomplexa, Conoidasida, Eucoccidiorida, Sarcocystidae.